AUGUCGGACCAAGUGGUACAAGAAGCAUUAGGUUGGGCUUGUCAUCAGAGCGAAGCAUACUGUAGCAGGAUUCAGCUUGGGCAAAAUUGUUACUCGCCCAACACUCUCAGGGACCACGCCAAUGUUGUCUUCAAUACUUACUACCAGCAUAACAAGAACCAAGCCGGUUCUUGUGAUUUUCAUGGUGCUGCAGUGUUCACCCACACCGAUCCUA
Eruca vesicaria subsp. sativa (arugula) is the source of this 214-nucleotide messenger RNA. NCBI's taxonomy places the organism in Eukaryota, Viridiplantae, Streptophyta, Magnoliopsida, Brassicales, Brassicaceae. The record is from the annotation of a GenBank genome assembly.